GCCACCGUCACAGUCGCGCGCGGUCCUGCCGCGAGGGUCGACCCCGUCCGCGCGCGACGGAGGUUGUGAGGUACUUAAAUACUGUUGUGAAUGCUCGCCGGCCGUGGUGGUCGCUCAUUUGGCGAUUUGUGAGAACUCGAAGGAACUGCUCGUUCGUGACAGCUAAAGUGCGAUGCUCGGCUUUCGCUGAUCGGCAUAAUGGGGCGACGAAAAGCACCUGAGAAGAUUAUCAGGAAGCCAUUCAUUCUAACAAAAGAUGAGCCCGAUUUGGUGCUGGAAGAUCUGCCUACGGAAAUGUUGUUCAGGAUUAUGAGGUUCCUAGCAAUUGAUGACCUCUAUGCAAUCCGAAUGGCCAGUCCCCGGCUGUACAGCGUCGCCGGGGCCGAGGUGCGACGAAGACACUUCCGCACCCUGAUGUACACCGACAAGAGUCUCCCGGCCGUCAUCGACGACGCCAAGCUGGCCUGGAUGGUGUCCAACAUGCCGCUGCUGCAGACCAUCAACCUGGGACGCGUUACACCCGAGUGCCAGCCGCUCUCACUGGGCGUUAUAGCCGAAUACUGCUCGUCUCUGAGAAGGAUCGACUUUCGGCGGUUCCGGUUCACGAGAGACCACUUCGAAAAGUUAAUUGCCAACUGCCCCAAUUUACUGAAGAGGCAGUACGGCGUGCGAUUCCGGAUGUCUAUUUAUGAAGAGAUCGACGACUUUGAGCUGCAGACCUGCGUGAAGAUCACCAGGCCAGAACCGGAGGAACCAGUCACGUACCGGAGCAGGAAGGGUCGAGAAAGAAGCAGAAGAUCAGUAGAGGAGCCUGGAGCUCAACGUGAUUCGGUAUGAGAUGCAUUAAAUGUGGACAGUUGUGGCGUGGUUUAUUUUCAGCGGUGGUGUAUUUUCUUAUGUCGUUGUUUUUCUUAUGUCGUCGUUGUUAUGCGGACGUCGUUUGACCUCUGCAUUCAGCAAUAUGAAUAUCAUGAUGAACAGUGAACACCAAUGAACGCAUUGAAGUGGUUGGCUCGUGGUACAUUAGUUUCGCUGAGAGGUCGAAUGGGCUUGGCCCAAUGGUAAAGUAUGAUUAUAGUGCUCGAAUCAGUUCCUAUCUGUAUGCAGAUACAUGCUUUCAAAAGAUGUUCAUUGUGCGAGCAUUUAUGUGCCUCCUUUUUUUAGUUGACCGUUCAUUUUUCGUUCUUACUCCGGCAUCGAGAAAUUCGACAUUUUAUUUAACCGAGUGCUGAUGCGUAUUUCCUGUGUGUGUACAUACAUAUUUUCUCACCAUAA
Messenger RNA from Amphibalanus amphitrite, 1275 nucleotides. RefSeq lists its product as uncharacterized. Bases 199 to 837 code for a protein of 212 amino acids. Gene Ontology annotation, molecular function: protein binding. The transcript has 5 exons. The record is from RefSeq and is a predicted model, not a curated record. Lineage: Eukaryota; Metazoa; Arthropoda; Thecostraca; Balanomorpha; Balanidae.